Nomascus leucogenys (northern white-cheeked gibbon) is the source of this 5868-nucleotide messenger RNA. It is a transcript of the gene GATAD2A, whose product is annotated as GATA zinc finger domain containing 2A. Gene Ontology annotation, cellular component: NuRD complex. Lineage: Eukaryota; Metazoa; Chordata; Mammalia; Primates; Hylobatidae. Gene Ontology annotation, biological process: negative regulation of transcription by RNA polymerase II. Bases 204 to 2402 code for a protein of 732 amino acids. Gene Ontology annotation, molecular function: sequence-specific DNA binding. The transcript is spliced from 13 exons. The record is from RefSeq and is a predicted model, not a curated record.
AGCGCGCCCCGCGCCGCCCGCGCAGUCGGUCGGUCGGUCGUCUGUCCUGUCGCCGCUGCCGCCGCCGCCACCGCGGCCGCCGCGGGCGCCACCUGAGGGAGUCGCCUCCGCGGGACGCCACAGGACCUGACCGGACUGCGCCGCCCGAGGCCGUCCUGUGGCCCGGCCACCGUCGGCGAGGGCGCCGAGCAACUUCGUUCAGAAUGACCGAAGAAGCAUGCCGAACACGGAGUCAGAAACGAGCACUUGAACGGGACCCAACAGAGGACGAUGUGGAGAGCAAGAAAAUAAAAAUGGAGAGAGGAUUGUUGGCUUCAGAUUUAAACACUGACGGAGACAUGAGGGUGACACCUGAGCCGGGAGCAGGUCCAGCCCAAGGAUUGCUGAGGGCAACAGAGGCCACGGCCAUGGCCAUGGGCAGAGGCGAAGGGCUGGUGGGCGAUGGGCCCGUGGACAUGCGCACCUCACACAGCCAGCACUGUGGCAGUGCUCACCAUAAUGGAGUCCCAGAGCGGUCGUUGGACCUGAAGUCUCCAGGAAGAAUGAUGGCUGAGUUUCAAAAAUGCAUCCCAGCUGCUCACCUCCACGGCCUCUGUGGCAGAGAAGCAGAAUGUGUUCUGUCUUCCUGGGCCCCACAAAGCAGGCUCUGGGCUUUUCUCUCACAUCCCCGCCAAGAGGAGCUCAAGUUACGUGGCGGGAGGAGUGUGAUGGAUGCUAAGAAGGGAGUUGAGGGAACCGCAGAGGGGCCGCAGCGGGCGAGAAGCAGUGACAUGAAGUCCGAGAGGAGACCCCCCUCACCUGACGUGAUUGUGCUCUCCGACAACGAGCAGCCCUCGAGCCCGAGAGUGAAUGGGCUGACCACGGUGGCCUUGAAGGAGACUAGCACCGAGGCCCUCAUGAAAAGCAGUCCUGAAGAACGAGAAAGGAUGAUCAAGCAGCUGAAGGAAGAAUUGAGGUUAGAAGAAGCAAAACUCGUUUUGUUGAAAAAGUUGCGGCAGAGUCAAAUACAAAAGGAAGCCACCGCCCAGAAGCCCACAGGUUCUGUUGGGAGCGCCGUGACCACCCCUCCCCCGCUUGUUCGGGGCACGCAGAACAUUCCUGCUGGCAAGCCAUCACUCCAGACCUCUUCAGCUCGAAUGCCCAGCAGUGUCAUACCCCCGCCCCUGGUCCGAGGUGGGCAGCAGGCGUCCUCGAAGCUGGGGCCACAGGCGAGCUCGCAGGUCGUCAUGCCCCCACUCGUCAGGGGGGCCCAGCAAAUCCACAGCAUUAGGCAACAUUCCAGCACAGGGCCACCGCCCCUCCUCCUGGCCCCCCGGGCGUCGGUGCCCAGUGUGCAGAUUCAGGGACAGAGGAUCAUCCAGCAGGGCCUCAUCCGUGUCGCCAAUGUUCCCAACACCAGCCUGCUCGUCAACAUCCCACAGCCCACCCCAGCAUCACUGAAGGGGACGACAGCCACCUCCGCUCAGGCCAACUCCACCCCCACUAGUGUGGCCUCUGUGGUCACCUCUGCCGAGUCUCCAGCAAGCCGACAGGCGGCCGCCAAGCUGGCGCUGCGCAAACAGCUGGAGAAGACGCUACUCGAGAUCCCCCCACCCAAGCCCCCAGCCCCAGAGAUGAACUUCCUGCCCAGCGCCGCCAACAACGAGUUCAUCUACCUGGUCGGCCUGGAGGAGGUGGUGCAGAACCUACUGGAGACACAAGCAGGCAGGAUGUCGGCCACCACUGUGCUGUCCCGGGAGCCCUACAUGUGUGCACAGUGCAAGACGGACUUCACGUGCCGCUGGCGGGAGGAGAAGAGCGGCGCCAUCAUGUGUGAGAACUGCAUGACGACCAACCAGAAGAAGGCGCUCAAGGUGGAGCACACCAGCCGGCUGAAGGCCGCCUUUGUGAAGGCGCUGCAGCAGGAACAGGAGAUUGAGCAGCGGCUCCUGCAGCAGGGCACGGCCCCUGCACAGGCCAAGGCCGAGCCUGCUGCCGCCCCACACCCUGCGCUGAAGCAGGUCAUAAAACCCCGGCGUAAGUUGGCGUUCCGCUCAGGAGAGGCCCGCGACUGGAGUAACGGGGCUGUGCUACAGGCCUCCAGCCAGCUGUCCCGGGGUUCGGCCACGACGCCUCGAGGUGUCCUGCACACGUUCAGUCCGUCACCCAAACUGCAGAACUCAGCCUCAGCCACAGCCCUGGUCAGCCGGACCGGCAGACAUUCCGAGAGAACCGUGAGCGCCGGCAAGGGCAGCGCCACCUCCAACUGGAAGAAGACGCCCCUCAGCACAGGCGGGACCCUUGCAUUUGUCAGCCCAAGCCUGGCGGUGCACAAGAGCUCCUCGGCCGUGGACCGCCAGCGAGAGUACCUCCUGGACAUGAUCCCACCCCGCUCCAUCCCCCAGUCAGCCACGUGGAAAUAGUGCGAGCCAGGCCCCGUGGAAGACGGGCUCCCUCCUCCCCCACCUGGCCCCCGGUCUAGAAGGAUCCACUGCACCACCCUCCGCUGGCUCGGGAAGACACCGUGCCUGCCCCAAGAGCAAGCACCGGCCAUGCUGCAGAGGCGAGACCUCAAUUCUUGGCUGCAAAGUUUCAUCAGGGCUGGGGGGCUGGUGCCGCCUCAUAGGCAGACAAGGAUCAUCGCUGGGGGACCUUUCCCGUGGGCUUUCUUCCUUUCUCUCUUUGCCUUUAGUUUGCCCGACACCAGCAGAAAAGUGGACCUUGGCGGGGGCUGGUUCUGCUCCUGGCCCCCUUGUUCGGCCCCUGCCGGCACACGGGCGGCUCACCCUGGACACUGUGACGCACAUGGGCAAGGCCAGCGCCCGGGGGUUCUGAACCAAGUGGGGUGUUUUGUUUUUUUUGCUUUUCCCUGUCUUAGGCUCCCAAUCUUUGACUGCCUUCCCAUGGCGAUCUAUAAGUUGAAAGAUUUUUUUUUUUAAUCACCUCAUGAUGAUGGAGUUAAAAGUAAACCGUGCAGACCCUGGGGUCCCUGUUGUGCGCUGCAUCGUCCCGCUGGCCCUGUGCCCUGUGCCCUGGAGGGUGGGCGGCUCAUGGUGCCACAGCCCCUGGCAGGGACGGCCGGCCCGCCCCGGUGACUGACUGACAGAUGCAGGGAUGGCCGAGGCAGCCCUCGCUUCAGCCGAACGCCUCCAUUGCUGUUUGUUCUGGAGACCCCCGCCCCCGGACCUCCCAGACUUAGUAGAAGAACAAACUGAAGAACAGACCCAGCCAGAGAAGCAGGGAUUCCAGAAGCUGUCCAUGAAGGGAGAAGGAGAGGAUCCAGUCGGCAGCAGCCCCGAGCAGGAAACUGGAGGGGGGACUGUUGCGGGGUUUUUCUGUUGUGGUUUAUUUUAUUAAAUUUUUUCCUUUUUUCUAUUCAUUUCGACGGACGCAAUCUUAAGCCACCCUGGCCUUGCUCCUAGGAGGUGAGUGUGCACAGGUGUGUGCAGGUCAGGAGGUGCCGUCCAGGUGUGCGGCGAGCCGCUGCACACACAUGUCAGGAUUUCCAUUUGGGUCUAGUUUAGAACCUGUCCUUAAACCUAGGGGUUGCUGUCAGGAUUUGCUUUCAGACUUUUUUUUUUUUGUAAUUCCCUUUAGAGUCUACAAAAAUGUUUUUAAAAGGAUCAGGUCUGCUUUUAGUUUCAUUUUUGUUUCUUUCCCGUCCCACUCUUUAAAAACUGGUUCCAUGAGGAAAGGCAGAAGCCGUUCCGUGUCUCCUGCAGGCUGGGCCGGCUUCAUGCCAGUGCGAGGGCGUCCCAUGCCCACGUACAUAUGUGUGUCUCCAUGAGGACUGGGUUCCACUGGUCCCAAUUGAGCUCCAGCCCUGGUUUUCCGACCCAUGCAGUUAGGGACUUUAAUUUAAAAAUUUUUUUUGUAGGGCCGCCGCCUUCAAACACAACUGCUACAACCACAUUCUAAUAAAGGCUCAUUUAACCCCCAGGCUCCUGUCGUGUGAAUAUCCUCAGUCUGUAGGAAACUUUUUUGACACACCAUAGAAGACCUAGUUUUGGAAAACAUUAUCUAAUUUUUUGUUGUGCAAAUCCCCAAAUUUCUCACUAAUUUUUGUUUUUUUUGUGCAUAACUUGGAUGGGCUGAAGGAGGUGAGGACAGAUUGGGGAAGGGUGGCUUUCAUUCCAAGAUCCAGGGAUUUGGGGAAAAGGAAGGAAUUUGAUGUUUUUUGGGGUGGGAGGGGAGGGUGUGUUUUUUACACCAAAAAAAAAAGUAUGCAAGCAUUUCUAUUCCUCGCAUUUUUCUGUGUGCCUGGCAAAUAAAUACCUGUCUCCUACCACCCUGAGCUGUUAGCCCUCUCUGUUCCAUGACAGGGGCCAGAUCUUCCAGCUCCUCCCGGAAGGAGCACCCAGGCUGGCUUCUUCCCACUGAAAGCCCUCCCCGGCGAACCAACCUCAGUUCUAUGCAGUGGCUGGAGAUCAGGCAUCCUGGCCGAAGUCACCUCUGCCUGCUCCAGCUUGGGUCAGCUGGGUCUGACCAGGGGGCCAGAUCCGAGCCGCACCCACCGGCCCCCAGCCCCAGCUCCAGCUCCUGACCUCUCCCAGCCUGGCCCGGCUGUUCCUCCAGGGCUGAUGGCUGUCAACCUAUCCUUGUGAGUUCAUAUGGACUGCUGCCCCUCGAAAGGGAGAGGGUCAGCCCCAUGUCCCCAGGGAGUAUUCCAUCAGGGACAACGUACAUACUGUGAUGUAAACUUUUUUUUUCAGGGGGCAAAAGUGUGAGAUGCCUUAAUCUUUCCUUCAUUUCUGCUGUCUUGAACACUCUAGCCCAUUAUUUCCUUUCAGUUCCUUGCAGCAUAACCUCUAUGAUAAGCCCCAAGCGGGUUGUUGUAUUAUGACAUUUAUGAUGUUCCAGGUGAAGGCAUUAUUAAGUACCUCUCUGGGUGUGGGGUUUGGAUGCACCAGGAUAGCUAUUGAUUGAUGUUAAGGGUGUUCUACCCGCAGCAAAGCACACCCUCAAAACCGGCCACUGCCUGGGUCCUGGUCCCGAGAGCUCUACCAGGAUCAGGUUCCUGCAAGCCGUCAGAAUGUGGGAGCCCCCAGUCCAACUGAUUGUAACUGUCCCCUGUUAUCUGUGACAUGAACCUCCAACAGCACCUGGAAACCGUUCCUUCUGUCAGCUGCUCUGUAGACAGGGCAGGGGAGAUCUCAGAGUUCACACCUUGCCUGUUGUAGGGGAGGUGGGGGGUAGGGUUUGGAAUGGCCAAGUGCCCUUGGAACCUCCCACAGCUAUGGCCGUCCUGACCUCAUCCCAGGAACUCCACGGUGACAUCAGGAACCACCCCUCUGACGAGGUCUGUAGCAGCCCUUCUCAGGGUGGAACAGCCCACAGUGCUAGUGGCGCCUGGUCUUACCUGUACUGCACGGACCUCGGUGAAGCAAAAGCUUCAGGGCAGAGGAAAUGAGGCGACCCGGUGGCAGCCCCGCUGGGCCCCAUGGCUCCCACUCUCCUAUUGGACGUAGAGGCAGGGGAGAGACUUCCCUAUACAAAUAUUCUCAUCACAGGGGUCGCCAUCACAGAAGGGAUGAUCCUUGCUGCUCUGCCGUAGGGUUUUUGAUGCUGAGCUAUGCUGCACAUGACGUUAACCUAAAUAACUUGGACUGAGCUUUUAAAAAAGGACAGCAGAUAAUUUUAUAAUCCUUAAAGUGUAAUAGACAGUUACACUAGUGCAGGGUAUUGGGGGGGGCUCUUCGGGGGUGGAGGCUGUCACUUGUAUUUAUUGUGACUCUAAAUCUUUGAUAGUAAAACAAAUGUAAAAAGAAAUGUUUGCCACCAGAUGGGAAUAGAAGUUCCAAUAAGCGGGCUGGAAUGGGUGGCUAUACGUUGUAUCAUGAGGAAGUUUUAGACUCUGAAGGAUAAUAAAUGGAUGAUGUGUCAACUGGA